AUGCUUUCUUUUGCCUUUCUUUUCUUUCUUUUUCUUUUGGCAGUAAGGUUAAUUUCUUUCUUUCUUUUGCUUUUUCUUUUCUUUUAUUCUUUGGCAGUAAGGUUAAUUUCUUAUGCUUUCUUUUGCCUUUCUUUUUCUUUUGGCAGUAAGGUUAAUUUCUUAUGCAUUCUUUUGCCUUUCUUUUUCUUUCUUUUCUUUUGGCAUAAGGUUAAUUUCUCAUGCUUUCUUUUGCCCUUUUCUUUUUUUUUGGCAGUAAAGUUAAUUUCUUAUGCUUUCUUUUUGCCUUUCUUUUCUUUUCUUUUCUUUUUGGCAGUAAGGUUAAUUUCUUAUGCUUUCUUUUGCCUUUCUUUUCUUUUCUAUUCUCUUGGCAGUAGUAAGGUUAAUUUCUCAUACUUUCUUUUUGCCUUUCUUUUCUUUCUUUUCUUUUGGCCUUUCUUUUUAAUUUCUUAUGCUUUCUUUUGCCUUUCUUUUCUUUCUUUUCUCUUGGCAGUAGUAAGGUUUUUAUUUCUUAUGCUUUUCUUUCUUUUGCUUUUCUUUUCUUUCUUUUCUUUUGGCAUUUUAAUUUCUUAUGCUUUCUUUUGCCUUUCUUUUCUUUCUUUUUUUUUGGCAGUAAAGGUUAAUUUCUUAUGCUUUCUUUUUCCUUUCUUUCUUUUAUUUUUGGCAGUAAGGUUAAUUUCUUAUACUUUCUUUUUUGCCUUUCUUUUCUUUCUUUUCUCUUGGCAGUUAAUUUCUUAUGCUUUCUUUUGCCUUUCUUUUCUUUCUUUUCUUUUGGCAGUAAGAGUUAAUUUCUUAUGCUUUCUUUUGCCUUUCUUUUCUUUUUCUUUAAGGUUAAUUUCUUAUACUUUCUUUUGCCUUUCUUUUCUUUCUUUUUUUUUUUGGCAGUUAAUUUCUUAUGCUUUCUUUUGCCUUUCUUUUCUUUCUUUUCUUUUGGCAGUAAGGUUAAUUUCUUAUGCUUUCUUUUUUGCCUUUCUUUUAUUUUUCUUUUCUCUUGGCAGUAAGGUUAAUUUCUUAUCUUUCUUUUUGCCUUUCUUUUUUUCUUUUUUGGCAGUAAGGUUAAUUUCUUAUGCUUUCUUUUGCCUUUCUUUUCUUUCUUUUCUUUUGGCAGUAAGGUUAAUUUCUUAUGCUUUCUUUUGCCUUUCUUUUCUUUUGGCAGUAAGGUUAAUUUCUUAUGCUUUCUUUUGCCUUUCUUUUCUUUCUUUUCUUUUGGCAGUAAGGUUAAUUUCUUAUGCUUUCUUUUGCCUUUCUUUUCUUUUGGCAGUAAGGUUAAUUUCUUAUACUUUCUUUUGCCUUUCUUUUUCUUUUGGCAUUAAUUUCUUCUUUCUUUUUGCCUUUUCUUUUCUUUUGGCAGUAAAGUUAAUUUCUUUCUUUUUUGCCUUUUUUUCUUUCUUUUCUUUUGGCAGACAAAAGUUAAUUUCUUAUGCUUUCUUUUGCCUUUUUUUUUUUUUUGGCAGUAGGUUAAUUUCUUUCUUUCUUUUGCCUUUCUUUUCUUUCUUUUCUCUUAGUAAGGUUAAUUUCUUAUGCUUUCUUUUGCCUUUCUUUUCUUUUUUUUUCAGUAAGGUUAAUUUCUUAUGCUUUCUUCUGCCUUUCUUUUCUUUUGGCAGUAAGGUUAAUUUUAAUGCUUUCUUUUUUUUUCUUUUCUUUCUUUUCUUUUUGGCAGUAAGGUUAAUUUCUUUUGCUUUCUUUUUGCCUUUCUUUUCUUUCUAUUCUCUUGGCAGUAAGUUAAUUUCUUAUGCUUUUUUUUUGCCUUUCUUUUCUUUUGGCAGUAAGGUUAAUUUCUUUGCCUUUCUUUCUUUUGCCUUUUCUUUUCUUUCUUUUCUUUUUUUCAUAAGGUUAAUUUCUUAUGCUUUCUUUUGCCUUUCUUUUCUUUUUUCUUUAAGAGUUUUUUUCUUUUGCUUUCUUUGCCUUUCUUUUCUUUCUUUUCUCUUGGCCGUAAGGUUAAUUUCUUUCUUUCUUUUGCCUUUCUUUUCUUUCUUUUCUUUUUUGGCUUUUAAUUUCUUAUGCUUUCUUUUGCCUUUCUUUUUUUCUUUUCUCUUGGCAGUAAGUUUCUUUCUUUCUUUCUUUCUUUUGCCUUUCUUUUUUCUUUUUGGCAGUAAGGUUAAUUUCUUAUGCUUUCUUUUGCCUUUCUUUUCUUUCUUUUCUCUUGGCAGUAAGGUUAAUUUCUUAUGCUUUCUUUUGCCUUUCUUUUCUUUCUUUUUCUUUUGGCAGUUAAUUUCUUUUUCUUUCUUUUGCCUUUCUUUUCUUUCUUUUCUUUUGGCAGUAAGGUUAAUUUCUUAUCUUUUUUUUGCCUUUCUUUUCUUUCUUUUCUUUUGCAGUAAGGUUAAUUUCUUAUCUUUCUUUUUUCUUUUCUUUUCUUUUGGCAUAAGGUUAAUUUCUUAUGCUUUCUUUUGCCUUUCUUUUUUUCUUUCUUUUCUUUUUGGCAGUAAAGUUUUUUUCUUAAAACUUUUUUGCACCUUUCUUUUCUUUCUUUUCUCUUUUCUUUUCUUUAAUUUCUUUCUUUUUUUUGCCUUUCUUUUCUUUUUGCAGUUAAUUUCUUAUGCUUUUUUGCCUUUCUUUUCUUUCUUUUUCUCUUCUUUCUUUAAUUUCUUUUCUUUCUUUUUGCCUUUUUUUUCUUUUUUGGAAGUGAGUUAA
This is a messenger RNA of Acanthosepion pharaonis, 2628 nucleotides long. The record is from the annotation of a GenBank genome assembly. NCBI's taxonomy places the organism in Eukaryota, Metazoa, Mollusca, Cephalopoda, Sepiida, Sepiidae.